Molecule: messenger RNA, 4292 nt
Organism: Phyllopteryx taeniolatus (common seadragon)
Lineage: Eukaryota; Metazoa; Chordata; Actinopteri; Syngnathiformes; Syngnathidae
Gene: st8sia5
Product: ST8 alpha-N-acetyl-neuraminide alpha-2,8-sialyltransferase 5
Exons: 9
Coding region: 381-1796 (471 amino acids)
Biological process (GO): oligosaccharide metabolic process; N-glycan processing
Molecular function (GO): alpha-N-acetylneuraminate alpha-2,8-sialyltransferase activity
Source: RefSeq, a predicted model, not a curated record
CCUUUCAAGAUUGCAAUCACGCGGCAUUAUUUGGAGAUGAAGCAGAAGGUGCGCGUGUUCUCUCCUUUUAUCCAGACUAGAAUUUAACUUCAUUUCUUUUUUUUUUGACAUCGCUUUAUUUAGCCCAACAAGGUUUAUGACUUAAUUGCAUUUGCACCAUCCGCCUCCCCUCCCCUCUCCUCCUCUGGGGAUGUCACCUCAGCCGAUACUGUCGCGAUUUUGUAUGAUUUGGAAGGAGUGAGGCAACUGGGCAUCCCGGUCAGGAGGGUGAUGGACGAUGCGCGGUCCAUUUGGGCCACCGAGACACGCGCGCGCCUCCCAGUCCUGAAUGUAGCAGCGGCGGAGCGAGACACCGAGCAGGGUGUCACCGUCAGCUCCGGAUGCUGCGCCGCAGAAUCGGAUACACCGACCCGUCGUCGGGUAAAGACAUCCUUGGCAAUCGGUCCCUUUGUUUCAUGUUUAUUUGCGCCUUUGCACUGGUGACACUGUUGCAGCAGAUUCUCUAUGGGAAAAACUACAUUAAGAGUGCGCAACAGUUUAGCCGACUCAAAGGGGACGAGACAGGAAAUUGGAGCGGUCCCGUUAAUUUCUCGGAUGACGGAUCUCUGAAGCCCGCCAGAAAUGGAAGGAAAAGAUGUUUCCGUCAGCAUUUUCAGCCAGAUUCACAGAUCGCCGUAAUAGUCACACCCUGCCUAGCCGAUAUUAAGAAGAAAAACAAACGCUCUCACAGGUAUUUGGGAAACUAUGAUGGGCCCUUUGCGUACAACUCGACAACAUGCAAAGAGCUCAGACAGGAGAUUAUGGACGUCAAAGUCCUGACAAUAAACAAUAAUCGGAAAAUACACGGUCAUGGGUAUCCUUCUUCAUUCCACAAGUCUCUCUGCCUGUCUGCCAGGGUCAAAACCUCUGAUCUGUUUGAGAGAUGGCGCAACCUGCAGGUGUGUAAGUGGGAGCAGAGCAAGGAGGAGACCAGUAACUUCAAGAUGUCGCUAUCUCGCUGCUGCAACGCUCCUUCCUUCCUGUUCACCACCAAGAGGAACACCCCCGCCGGGACCAAGCUGCGGUACGAGGUGGACACCAGCGGCAUCCUUCCCAUCACCACCGAGGUCUUCAAGAUGUUCCCAGAUGAUAUGCCAUACUCCAAAUCCCAGUACAAGAAAUGUGCCGUGAUCGGAAACGGUGGCAUCAUCAAGAACAGCAAGUGCGGAAAGGACAUUGACUCAGCAGACUUUGUGUUCAGAUGCAACAUACCGCCCGUCAGUGAGAAAUACUCAGCUGACGUCGGUACAAAAACGGAUCUGGUCACGGUAAAUCCGAGCAUUAUCACCGAGAGGUUCCAGAAACUGGAGAAAUGGCGGCGCCCCUUCUACGACGUCCUGCUGAACUACGAGAACUCGUCCGUGGUCCUCCCGGCGUUCUACAACACGCGCAACACGGACGUGUCCUUCCGAGUCAAGUACAUGCUGGACGACUUCGACUCGCAGCGGGGCGUCUUCUUCUUCCACCCGCAGUACCUGCUCAACGUGCAGCGGUUCUGGGCGGUGCAGGGCGUGAGGGCCAAGCGCCUCAGCAGCGGCCUGAUGCUGGUCACCGCCGCCCUGGAGAUGUGCGAGGAGGUGCACCUCUACGGCUUCUGGGCCUUCCCCAUGAACCCGUCGGGCAUCUUCAUCACGCACCACUACUACGACAACGUCAAGCCGCGGCCGGGCUUCCACGCCAUGCCGCACGAGAUCUUCAACUUCAUCCACAUGCACGCCCGCGGCAUCGUGCACGUGCACACGGGCCCGUGCACGUGAACACGCACUCGGCGGUUUUCCCGGAAUCUCACUGCAGUGGAACCUCCAAAGUGGAAUGUCAUUUUUUCAAAAUGUUCCCAUGUUCUUCAUUUAUUUUGUGAUUUUAUUUUUCAUUAAUAACAAUCUUAUUCGAUUGGGAAUUCAUUUAUUUACUAUAUUAUAAUAUUGAAUUAUAAUUUAUUUUUUAUUAAUUACGGUUCAAUAUGUUCAAGUCUUAUAUUUGUUUAAAUAUACUACAGUAUUUAUUUAUUCAAACUAUUUAAUUAUUGUAAAUUACAAUAAAAUUAAUAAAUACAAAAUGUUAUUUUUUUAUUUGUUAUAAUAUUGUAAUGUUAUGUACUAUGUUAUUUGUAAAAAAGCAUAAUUAUUGUAAAAUGUAUUUAAAAUAACAAUUGUAUAUUAUAACAAUUAAUAAAACAUAUUAAUUAUUAAUAAUCCAAAUUAAAUACAGUUUUAAUUCAGUAACACAUUUAUUUUAAUGUAUUACAUAUUACACCAUUAAAUAAUGAAAUAUUUUAUUUUAUUCACUAGACUAUUCUAACAUGUUUUAAUAUACAUUUUAAUUUGGGACAAUUAUUUUUCGAUUAUGCAUUUUAAUCAAUUAAUAAAUAAUAAAAUAUUGUCCACUGUAUAUUUAAUUAAUUAUAUAUUUUUUCAAUAUGGUAAAACAAAUUUUUUUUAAUUCGCCAGCCAUUUUUAAAGUAACACUUUAACACAGAGAAGUUAACCACCAAAUACUAAGUUCAAACUAACAUCCAACUAAAAUAAAGCAAAAUCACUUGCCCUUUGAAGAUGCCCAACAGACAUACAGCAUGGUAGCGCAUGUAAGGUAUUUUUACCGAGGUUUACUUUGGAGGUUCCACUGAUGGUUUCUGGCUUUAAUGGACGUCAUUUCAGACCAAUUCAAAGCUCUUUGGCCACUGCAGGCUUGUUUUUCACUGUGGUUUUCAUGUGCUCUUUUUCUUGAUGUUGAUGUUGUUCUUGUGAUGUUUUCUAGUGGCUCCGCUGAACAGAUGUGUUCUUUUCUACUAGUUGCUGUACUCGUCGAAACACGGCGGGCGUGGCAGCUUUCCAUGUUUGUGUAUAAAAAAAAAAAAAAAAAAAAGCAUUUCCAAAUGUUUAAAAAAGCAGCACCCGAUUGUCUACUGUACUUUUGUAAUCAAUUUGAUUGUUCCCCCACAUUGACAGGGAGAAUUUUUUUUUAAUUGGCCUGUUUCCAGUGGCCUUAUCGGGAAAUGUCCUCGCGGUGUGCGAAGAGAGGCAGCAAUGGGAUUUCUUUUCUUUUAUUUGAUUUACAGUAAUGCGCCGCUGCAUGUGUUGCAUAUUGCUUUUUGAAGUAUCCAUUGGCCUCAGUCCAGCGGUUCUCAAACUGAAAAGGUUUCUUAGCUCUCCGAGCGUAGCAGGCCUAACUGUUCAUCAAAAACAGGGCAGAGGUUUCAUUGCUAAAAUGUACAUUUAAUAUUAUUGUAAACCGCUGUAACAUUCUGCAGUCUCAACAUUGACACUGUUCUUAAAUGAUUUAAUUAAAAUGUAUUGCACAUAAAAGUCUAAUAAAAACUGGACCCAAUGGACAUUUUAAAACAAACACUUCUUAAAGAUUAAAUACAAUUAUAUUGUUGUACCGUAAAAGUUAACUACAACUGAACUAUACUUAGAAAAAUGUACUGUACUGUACAUGAGAUGUUGAACAGUUUGAACAUUAAGACUCCACUUAACGUAAAUUGAAGCAGAUAAAAACAAUAUGAAACUUGCUGUGCUUUUUAUAUGGGUCUUCCAUGGACUAAAUGUAAAUGAAAUGUAAGAUUUGAGAUACAGUGGGACCUUAUAUUACCAGUGCACCAACUUAGAAAUUUCCUGACAAAUUCCUAACUUCUAACUUUUUUUUUUAGCAAAUAGCUGGGGAUAGUUUCCACAACCGAAAAAAAAAAACCGAGAAUAGGCGGGGCAUUACCGUAUUUAGCUUAUCAUGUUAUGCCAUGCUGCCUUAUGACAUCACACUCUCAAUCCAAUAUGCAAAUCUCAUCCGUAUUCCCGAAGUUUGUCCCUCAAACAACUCAAAGGACGCGUUGGCCUGGUUUAAGACUCCACACAUUGUUACACGUCACUCCAUAUACUUGUUGUGCAUGAUGUGCUCUCAAAGCUUUUUUUUUUUUUUUGUGUGUGUGUGUGCCUGCUUCAGUGCCCACAGAAUUACGUUUACACUCACAGAAAGCUUUUCGUCCAAGAGAUUGUUCAACUAGUGGACGCAGGUCGUAUUUAAGCAGAGCUGAAUCGAAGUUCGCUCACAUUCGACCGCUGUAGUAUAUCGACAUCUUGCUACAGUUUCGCGGGCGAAAUAUGAGUUGCGCCACCAUAUUAACGGCUGCUGGAAAUGAGACAAGGCGCAAAAACAAUGGGACCACACUGUGUAAUCAGUGAAGGGAAAAGAAACAGUGCUUGGCUCUGUAGAAUCACGUGUUUAUGAAUAAACUGGUUUGGAUUUUUGUCUUCCUUCUA